Molecule: messenger RNA, 765 nt
Organism: Chaetomium globosum CBS 148.51
Lineage: Eukaryota; Fungi; Ascomycota; Sordariomycetes; Sordariales; Chaetomiaceae
Exons: 7
Coding region: 1-765 (254 amino acids)
Source: RefSeq, a predicted model, not a curated record
AUGGCCGAGACCAAGUCCGAUAUCCACCUCUACACGGCCCAGACGCCAAACGGCAUCAAGGUGUCGAUGCUCCUGGAAGAGCUCGGCCUGCCGUACAAGGUGACCGCCAUUGAGAUCAGCAAGAACACCCAAAAGGAGCCCUGGUUUCUGGAGAUCAACCCCAACGGGCGCAUCCCUGCGCUGACCGACACCUUCACCGACGGCUCGCCCAUUCGCCUGUUUGAGAGCGGUUCGAUCAUGCAGUACCUCGUCGACCGCUACGACACUGAGCACAAGGUGUCAUACCCGCGGGGCACGCGCGAGUACUACGAGGUGAACAGCUGGCUGUUCUGGCAGAUGGGCGGUCUUGGGCCAAUGCAGGGUCAAGCAAACCACUUUGCCAGAUAUGCUCCUGAAAAGAUUCAGUACGGCAUCGACCGAUACCAGAACGAGACGCGGCGCCUGUACCGUGUCAUGGAUGAUCACCUGAAAAAGUCCAAGUCAGGUUACCUUGUUGGUGACAAGUGCACGAUUGCCGACCUUGCCUGCUGGGGCUGGGUCGCCGCUGGCUCCUGGGCGGGUAUUUCGUUGGAUGACUUCCCUUCUUUGAACGCCUGGGUCGACAAGAUUGUGUCCCGACCUGGAUCGGAAAAGGGCAGACAUGUCCCGAGCCCACACAAGGCUCUUGAGAACCGGCACAAGACCGAGGAGGAACUGGACAAGGCUGCUGAGCAGACGAGGGCCUGGAUACAGCAGAGCAUGAAGGAGGAUGCAAAGAAGAAGUAA